CGUCAGGUCGGUUCCUUGAAGUGGAGCUGAAUAAACCUUGAGAAGAGUCUCCUUCAAUCUGCUGUUAGUAACUAACACACACACUCACACACCGAGACUCAAUUACUGCCCAAUUCCCUUCUUUAUCAUUCGUCCCCGACCUCUUUCAUAACCAAAACCGACCAAGGAAAAAAAGAGGCGAGAAGAAGACCGAGCCGAAGUGUUAGUUGAACUAAAAAACCACGCUGGAAAUAAGUAAAGUGUCGAAACUAAAAAAAGGUGUUACAGCAGUGAUGUCAAAGAGCUGAAGACACCUGUAACAAUAUGGAGUCUGGAGAGCGGCUGGUCUCCCCUGCGCCCACCCUGUCUGCUGCUCGCACCUCCUCCCCUGCGGCCUCUUCCUCAUCCUCUUCUUCUUCCUCUUCGUCAUCACCUGCUCCGCACUCUAAGAGCAGCCUGGCCCCGAGCCCCUCAGCACUGGGAUCCACCCUCAGCGCCUCUGGCCGUCUGUUUGGAGCAGCAGGAGAGCAGCCCUUCAUUGGCUCCACAUUGUCAAGUGCCUUCCCUCUGGUCAACCACCCAGCAUUUGGAGCCCUCUACACUGCCGGAGCAGGCAGGCCGGAGUUUGGAGGCCUGGGCUCUCUAGGCAUGUCAGCUGCUCUGGCUGCCCAUCCCCAACUAGGAGCCCUCUCUGAGUGGUGGCGAGCUGCCGAAGCCCAUGGACGGGGAGCUGCUGCCUUUCUCCCCUCUUUCAUCGGCUUUCCCCCAUUCUUCGCCCCUCACAUUCAGUCCAAUCACAGCGCCAGUCCUGUUCCGAUCAGGAUGCCCGGCAAGAAUAGCCAUGCUGCACCUAAAGGGGUGAAUGGUGCAGUGAAUGGAAGCGGGGCCUGCCCUCCUGUCACACAAUCAGGGAGCUUUUCUGCGAGUCCGGCUCCUGUUCAGGCACCAACCAAGCCAACCAAAAAUUCAGAUCCUGCUAAUAGCCAGCGUCGCAGCCCUCAGAACAAUCCCACAGAGAUGGUGGAAAAGACGACUCAGAAACCUAAAGAGAAGAAACCAAGGAAGAAGACAGCUGACACUUCUGUGGUGAGCAAUAGUGAAUCAGGCACAUCAUCAGACAGCUCAAGUGACGGGUCCCUCAGCAGUGAUCUGGAAGACCUAGCAGAGGAUGAUGAAGACGAUGAUGACGAGGACGAGGACGACGAAGAGGAGGACAAACACAGCGAACUGUCUGACACAGAGAAGCGGACAAAGAAGAAAACAAAGGUUUUGAUACCCAGCACUGGAACUGCAAAGAAUGACAGACCACUCUCUGGGGAUGCCAACAGAAAGAAAGGCACCCAGGCCCAAAAGGUCCCCUCCAAUCCCCCGACCCUUGUGCCCUUACCCUGCUCUGUCUCUCCUCCCGCCUUGUCCCAAACCUCACCGCUGGCUCUUCACAGCUCCAGGUCCCGGACAGAGGGACCACAGCAACACUUUAGUGUGAUCCAGUCCACUGGCCUGGCUGCCAACUCAAAGCCCCUGGCACUCCUCACUCAACCCCGCAGGGAGUCGUCACCGUCUUCCUCCCCCAUAGCUCUCACCACAUCUCCAAAGGCACCGUCCAGCACCGCUUCGCCCAAACCUCCCAAGCUGCUGCCCUCCAACUCCCCUCCGCACCUUCCCCUCUCCCUCUGCUCCUCCCCUAAGCCUCUCUCAGUUCCCUCUCCACCCCGCUCGACUCUCCCGAUGCCUACCUCCCCAAAACCUUUUGGUUUGACCUCAUCUUUAACAAGCUCCCAGAAGUCCUCACUGAAGCCACCAAAGCACUCUGUCUCUGGCACCGCCAAAUCCAACAAAAGGAAACUUUUGGAAGCUUCACUAGCGCAGAUCAAUGAGUUCAGGCUGCGACAGACUCUCAUGUCCCAAGGGCAGACGUUCCCAGCUGAGCUAAAGAAGCAGCAGCAGGGGCCAAACAAAUCUCCCAAGAGGACAUCUCUGUCUUCAUCGCCAUUGCCACUCGUCCCGCCUCCUCCACCCCAGAACAAUCACUCCAACCUCUUCCUCUCAAGUGCCCUGCUGGGGCUCCCUGAACCCCAUCACCCAAAUGGAGUCAUCCAAAGCACCACUCAGGACGCACCUUUGGCCCUCAUCUCCAAACCUCGCAAAGACUCUGCCUCUCAAAGCAAGUCCCCUCAGCGUGACACUGAUGCUGGGUCGAUGCCUGUCAAUCUGAGCACAGGGGCAAACAGGACCCAGGCAGCCGGCCAGGCUGGGCCUCCGUCACAGCCCUCCACUACCUCACCCCAUGCUACAACAGGCCAUGGAUCCAGAAAGAACAAGACCGCCAAGGGGAAGGGACAGACACCAGGACUAGGACAGGGACAGGGACAAGCAGACCCUUUAGCUGCCUGGAAGGGCUUCUCUCAGAACCAUCUGGUGCAGUCUCUAGUAGAUCUGUUUCGAGGAGGAGAGUCCGGGAUUGGGAUUCCUGGAGUUAGUAUCCCUGGAGUUGGAAUUCCUGGAGUGGGGAUCCCUGGGACAUGUAACCCCACAGCUGGGCUCCCAGCCAACAAGGAAUCUGAUGACUCAGGAGAUGAUGAUGAUGAGGAGGAUGAUGAUCUUGAGGAGGAAGAGGAUGAAGAGGACUCAGAUGAUAGUCUGUCAGAGUCUGACACCAACUCGGACAGUGACAUCUCUGGGAAGAAGGUGAAGGAGUUAAAGCUGCUGCCAUCUGGAUCAUCUAAGAAGGAGAUGACUCCCCACAGGCUAACCAAAGGCCCAGAACUACUGAACACCUCAACGAAUCACACCGCCACCAGCUGCUCACCACUCAACCUCCAGGUCAUCAAGACUCCCACCAUUGCCACCAGCUCCAGUGCCUUGGCCUAUCACAGCUCUCCAGGCUCUUCCUCCUGCAGCCUAGCCUCUCCGUUAGGUUUAGGAAAGCGGAAGAGGGUGAUGGAUGAGAAGGAGUUGAUGAUACCUCUGGAGUUAGGGUGGCGGAGGGAAACUAGAAUCAAAUCGGUGGCUGGACGGCCGCAGGGCGAGGUGGCCUACUAUGCCCCUUGUGGCAAGAAACUGAGGCAGUACCCAGAUGUGAUGAAGUAUCUAUCCAGAAAUGGAAUAAGUGGCAUCACGCGUGAUAAUUUUAGCUUCAGUGCAAAGAUAAGGGUUGGUGACUUCUAUGAAGCCAGAGAAGGACCCCAGGGUUUACAGUGGAGCCUGUUGAAGGAGGAGGAGGUCAUACCUCGUAUUUUGGCAAUGGAAGGCCGAAGGGGUCGUCCCCCAAAUUCGGAGCGCCAGUUAGCAGGCGAAGGUGCCAAAGGUAACCGACGAAGGAAGGGACGACCCCCUAAUGUAGGCGAUCCACUGGCGCCUGAGGGCCCUAGUCCCAGUCAGGUCAAACUUCUGCGCAAACUAGAGGCUCAAGAAAUAGCCCGUCAGGCGGCACAGAUGAAACUGAUGAGAAAACUGGAAAAGCAGGCGCUGGCACGUGCAGCCAAAGAAGCUCGGAAACAGCAAGCUAUCAUGGCAGCGGAGGAGAGAAGGAAGCAGAAAGAGCAGAUCAAGAUUCUCAAGCAGCAGGAAAAGAUCAAGCGUAUUCAGCAAAUUCGGAUGGAGAAGGAACUCAGAGCGCAGCAAAUUUUGGAGGCCAAACGGAAAAAGAAGGAAGAAGCCGCCAACGCCAAAAUACUGGAGGCUGAAAAGCGUAUAAAGGAGAAAGAGUUGAGGAGACAGCAAGCGGAGAUGCUCAAACAACAGGAGUUGGAGAGGCAUAGACUAGAUAUGGUAUGGGAGAGGGAAAGGAGGAGGCAACAUGUAAUGCUGAUGAAGGCUGUUGAGGCUCGCAAGAAAGCAGAGGAGCGUGAACGCUUGCGGCAGGAGAAAAGGGAUGAGAAGCGUCUGAACAAAGAGCGUAAACUGGAGCAACGGAGGCUGGAGCUGGAGAUAGCGAGGGAACUGAAGAAACCAAAUGAAGAUAUGUGUCUGUCUGAUCAUAAGGCUCUCCCUGAGUUCUCCAGGAUUCCCGGACUCAUCCUACCAGGACGUGCCGUGUCGGACUGCCUGAUGCUUAUGCAGUUCUUGCGAGGCUUUGGAAAGGUUUUGGGACUCGAUGUGAACACGGAUGUGCCCACGCUGGGAAUGCUACAGGAGGGCUUGCUUAAUGUGGGGGACAGCAUGGGCCAAGUUCAAGACCUUCUGGUCAAACUGCUUUCUCUGGCAGUCUGUGAUCCUGGUUUGCCACCUGGACAAAAGACAAAAACCAUGCUGGGGGACCACCUGACUAACGUUGGCAUCAACAGAGAUAAUGUCUCCGAGGUGCUGCAGAUGUAUAUGGGAGCCCAUUGUGGAAAUACAGAUCUGGCUCCUUUGGCUCUCAGUUUGAAGACAAAGGCCUUUCAGGCUCACACGCCUGCUCAGAAGGCCUCAAUUUUGGGGUUCUUGGCUAAUGAGCUGGCCUGCAGCAAAGCUGUCAUCAGUGAGAUUGACAAGAACCUGGAUCAGAUGGCAAAUAUGAGGAAAGACAAGAUUAUUAUGGAGGGAAAACUGAAGAAGUUGAGAACCAUUUAUGCCAAACGAACUGGAAAGAGGGAAGCCAGCAUGGGUGUGGAAGAGAACCAGUCUGUUGGCACUCCAUCCUCGGCCACCAAACGCAAGAUGAAACUGGGUGGAGACAGCGAAGAUGACGACGACGACGACGAUGACAGUGACGACCAACCGGAGGAAGAGGAGGAAGAGGAGGAGGAAGAACUAAAGAAGGUUAGAAAAGUGGAGACAUAUGAUGAGGAUGAAGUUGACCAUGCUACUAGUGUCGAGGAACUGGAGAAGCAAAUAGAAAAAAUGGCCAAGCAACAUCAUCAGACCAGAAGAAAGCUGUAUGAGAUAUCCCAUUCCCUACGCUCUAUGAUGUAUGGACAGGAUCGGUACCGCCGCCGAUACUGGGUACUGCCCCACUGUGGAGGGGUCUUCAUUGAAGCCAUGGAGAGUGGAGAAGCUCCAGAGGAACUGGAGGAGGAGCGACAGAGGAGGAGGAGAGCAGCAGAGGAGGUCAAGGUCAAAGAAGAACCUCAAGAGAUUGAGUUGCAGAAGGAGAAACCCACCAACCUUGAUGGGCAGAGCACUCGAACACAGGACUUGGAGCAACAGAAAGAGGAGGAGAAGAAACACGAGCGGAAGAAAAACUCCCCGACCCUCUUCUACCAGCAACCAGGCUGUGUAACCAAGCUGUGCGCUCUCAGAGAAGUCAGCAAGGACAUUGGUAAAGAAUCUGUGAAGGCAGAAGACAAGGAGAGUCCCCAUGUGAGACAGAAUGGCAGUCCCCUAGGCACUCCUGUUACAACCACUAUGUCAGCGUCCUCCCCCACUCACAAUACCCUCGAGCCUGCAACAGCGGCAGCAACAGCUCCCUCCAUGGUGACUGCUAACGACACAACAAACAUCCCUCACCUGGCUUCAUCCUCUUUAUCUGCCCCGUGCCUGCCAGCUGCACGUGAAAGCCCAGGGAACACUCCUCCAACCUCAUCCCCGGCUCCAUCGCCACACCUUUCAUUCCAAGCAAACGACCAGCUGCUCAGAGUGCUAACAGAAAGGAGCGGGCACUGGUUCAGUCUGCUCCCUCGCAACCCUUGUGACCUCUCCUCCCUCACCACAACACCACCAGGAGCGCCUCGUGUGUCUCCUCAGGCAUCCUCCACCCCAGCCAGACCCAAAUCCCCACCUCCAUCCCCUGCUCUCCCUCUCACCCCUUCUGCUGCCUCAGCCUCUGCCAGCCCACACCACCCAACUGGCAUCCUCAGCUACCCACUAUCCACCCUGCAGGUUAAGUCAGGUGUCUCUUUGCUAGGAGUUUCUUUCGCAAGCUGGCCCAGUGGAAUGAUAAGUCCCGGCCUGCCUUUGUGCAGCAGCCCUAGCCCCAUGCCAAGUCACUCUGUAGAGGGCAACACAGCAGCAAGUGUCUCCAGUAAAAGUGAAUCGCCUUUACCUCGCAUUGAGAAAACUUGCUCUAUGCCCUCUCCCGCCUUGGAGAUGCCCAAAUCCCUCGACCACGCCACGCCACGACCCAUCCCAGAAGAGAUGCUGACAGGUUGGUGGCGGGUGUCUGACAUCGAAGAGCUCAGGGCUCUUGUCAAUGCUCUCCACAGCCGAGGAAUCAGAGAGAAGGCCCUCCAGAGACAAAUGCAGAAAUACAUGGAGAUCAUCCCCCAGGUCUGCACCAAACACAGAGACGUGGCCAUGAUUGAGCUCCAUGAGUUGGAGGAGAGCCAGGUCAGUGUGGAGUCGGUGCGGGGCUGGUGUGUUGAGGAGCAAGCAAUGGAAAUGGACAUCGCUAUACUGCAGCAGGUUGAGGAACUGGAGAGGAAGGUCACCGCAGCCAGCCUGCAGGUUAAGGGCUGGACGUACCCGGACCCUCAGUCUGAGCGUGAGGACCUGGUGUACUACGAGCACAAGCCCCUGACCAAAUCCACGGCCUCGGCGACAAACACGGGAGACAAGGAAUCCAAGGAGCAUCUGGAGGAGCGGGGAGAGAAGGGCGGGGUGAUGCGUCACCCGGACAACCCGCUGGACAUUGCAGUGACACGUCUGGCUGAUCUGGAGCGCAACAUCGAGAGAAGGUACCUGAGGAGCCCCUUAGGUACCACCAUUCAGAUCAGGCUGGAUAAUGUGGGUACGGUCACUGUCCCUGCCCCCGCCCCAUCUACUAGUGCUGACAGGGAAGGCAGCGAGGAGGAGGUGGCCCACGGUAUGAAAGUGUGGAGGAAGGCCCUGAGCGAAGUGCGCAGCGCCGCCCAGCUGGCCAUGUGUAUCCAGCAACUGCAGAAGUCCAUUGCCUGGGAGAGGUCGAUAAUGAAAGUGUACUGUCAGAUUUGCAAGAAGGGGGAUAAUGAGGACCUCCUCCUGCUGUGUGAUGGCUGUGACAAAGGCUGCCACACUUACUGUCACAAACCCAAGAUCACCAGCAUCCCAGAAGGAGACUGGUACUGCCCGGCCUGCAUAUCCAAGGCAAGUGGUCCAUCCCCCAAAAGCAAAAAGCCUCCAGCCAAACCAGUAGCAUCUAGUGGGGGGAGUAGCAAGAAGGGCGGAGAGGCAAAGAAGAAUGGAAAGCAGGCCGGUAACGGGGAAGUGUCGGAGGAUGACUCAGCAAGUGCCAGCAGUACGCCCAAAAAAGGAGCAAAAGACACCAGCAGGAAGAGGAAAACGGAGGAGAGUUUACCUGCUCUAACGACAUCCAAUCAGGAGACUACUGGGUGUGUGAAGCGAGCCAAGACGGCUCGAGACAACAACAGGGACCUGGGAUUAUGCAGAGUACUCCUUGCUGAGUUGGAGCGGCAUCAGGAUGCAUGGCCUUUUCUCACACCUGUCAACCUGAAAUCGGUGCCUGGCUACAGGAAGGUCAUCAAGAAACCGAUGGACUUCUCCACCAUACGUGAGAAGCUUGUGAGCAGCCAGUAUCAAAACCUGGAGACGUUCAUCAUCGAUGUCAACUUGGUCUUUGAUAACUGUGAAAAAUUCAAUGAAGACAAUUCAGACAUUGGUCGAGCUGGUCAUAACAUGAGGAAGUUCUUUGAGAAGCGCUGGACUGAGCUUCUGAAACAAACAAACUAAAACAAAUAAAAAAAACACUUAAGAUUUAAAAAAAAAAAAAAGUCUGUUCAGACUCUUCUCCAAUACACCCAUUCAACUUUUCGUACCGGAGCACCAGGUGUUACUUUUUAUUUUGUGAUGGAGAACGUGGCUUUGCAGGAUGGUAGAAGAAGAAGCCAACUCCUUAAUAAGGAACCUGUGGUGUGCUUAGGAGAGGUGUCACCUUGAAAAAUAAAAAGUUGUUUAGGUGCACUGGAUUUAUUACAACAGGGAUGAAAGCCCCAAAGAGUCCCAGAGAAAUGGGGUGUCAUAGUGCAAUACCAUUCCCUGUCUCAGAACACUGCACUGAAUGAAUCCUCAAAAAUGUCAAUGAUGUGUCUGCGCUAGAAUACUUUCCACUACUUGUAAAUAGUUUGUUUUUGUUUAUUUGGGUUUUUUUGUUCGUUUGUUAUUUAAUCGUAUUAUAGUGAAUGUAUUUAAUUUUGUAAUAAUUAUUUAUGAAUCAAGGUCCACUUCAUUUUCUAUGAAAAAGGAGGAAUCAGCCGAACUGCUUUGACUUCUGAAAAGGAAUGUGUUAUUGUGUUAUAAUUUUUUUCUCUCUCUCUCUCCCAAAUAUCAAACAAA
This is a messenger RNA of Pundamilia nyererei, 8169 nucleotides long. It is a transcript of the gene baz2ba, whose product is annotated as bromodomain adjacent to zinc finger domain, 2Ba. NCBI's taxonomy places the organism in Eukaryota, Metazoa, Chordata, Actinopteri, Cichliformes, Cichlidae. The record is from RefSeq and is a predicted model, not a curated record. Gene Ontology annotation, cellular component: chromatin. The transcript is spliced from 38 exons. Bases 304 to 7566 code for a protein of 2420 amino acids. Gene Ontology annotation, molecular function: protein binding; DNA binding.